Penicillium cataractarum is the source of this 873-nucleotide messenger RNA. RefSeq lists its product as uncharacterized. Lineage: Eukaryota; Fungi; Ascomycota; Eurotiomycetes; Eurotiales; Aspergillaceae. The record is from RefSeq and is a predicted model, not a curated record. The transcript has 2 exons. The coding region runs from base 1 to 873 and encodes 290 amino acids.
AUGGGCGUCUCCGCAUAUUUCGAGCUAAGCUGGUCGAUUCUGAGCACCAUCGGCUUGUUCCUGACCGUCAUCGGGGUUUGGGCUAUCCUCAUUACUCGCGUGUCACCACUACAUCUCGUGCCAAUCGUCGUGUCUAUCGCAUGCGCUGUCGCAAAUGGCCUCUGCUACUAUGCUUUUUACGCCGAGUAUCCGACAAGGCAGCGAGUCGUUGCCAGCGUCUUUGCCGAUAUAUUCUGGCUGAUCCAAGAAGCCGGCCUCUCCUUCUAUAGUUACCAAAUCCUCGUCCACACCCUCAAAGACCGGGCCAUCAUCAUUUUCCGCACUAUCUUCUGGUCAUUAAUGACCUGCAUCGUUGCAAUCCGCAUAGCCAUCGCCGCCACACGCGCCGUCGAAAUCGCCACAGGCGAUCCCCUCCAACACCGCGUCGACUACCUCCACGUCGGCUACUUUACCGCCAUCGCCCUAGUCGAAACCAGCAGCGCCGCAUUCCUAAUUCGCCUCCUCCGCGACGCCUACGGCAUGUCACCCUGGAGCUCGCCAACUCAAGAUCUCUUCCGACACUUACUACAAUCAACCGAGAUCCGACUUGCAAGCUUGUGCUGCAUCGGUAUCCUGCGUGCGGUUACGUUCUCGUUGCGUACUACGGCGCAGAGCGCUACGACUGUCGCGGGCGAGUUUGAUCGGUUCGCGUAUACGCUUGAGUGUCUUUUCCCGGUUAUUUUUAUUAUUGAUAUUCUCGCGUCGAAGAGGUUCCGCUUUGAUAAUCAUAGUCUUGUCUAUUGUAGUGAUCCGCCGGAUGGGCAUCCGGGUUGGGUUGGACAUCGGACGAGGCGGCAUUCGCGGUGGGCGGCUAUGUCACCGGGGCAUUCUUAG